ACUCCAAAGAAGAAAUAAAAACGGAUCUGAAGUCAAUAUCGCGUUAUUUUGGCCUAAUUCAACGUUUCUACUUCGGAAUGGAAAGCUGAUCCUAUAUAUUUGCCUACGAGAAACGCCAUUGAUCCGUCAUUACGUGGUCUGGUGACAACAGCUGUACAUCCUACCAGCUCUCAUGUCCUUGCUAGAUAAAUGAAAAUACAUUACACAAUUAAAUUAAGGUAGUGAAAAAUAAAGUUAAAGAGAAAAAAAAUGCUUUCUCGUUUAUUGAAGGAGCAUCAUGCAAAGCAAAACGAGAGAAAAGAACUGCAAGAGAGACGCAGACGAGAGGCAAUUGCAGCUGCCACCUGUCUAACAGAAGCCUUGGUGGAUCACCUUAAUGUUGGGGUGGCCCAGGCGUACGUGAACCAGAGGAAGCUGGACCAUGAGGUGAAGACGCUACAGGUGCAGGCCGGCCAGUUCUCCAAGCAGACCGCUCAGUGGAUCGUUAUGGUGGAAGGCUUUAACCAAGCCCUGAAGGAAAUAGGUGAUGUGGAGAACUGGGCUCGCAGCAUUGAGGUGGACAUGAGAACCAUCGCCACAGCUCUGGAGUACGUACACAAGGGUCAGCUCACAUCAGCCUCUUCAUAGAUACGCUGAACCAUAACCUGGAACUGAUAGCCUGCUGCUAGCUUCAGUAGCCUGAUGGCCCGCUGCUAGCUUCAGUAGCCUGAUGGCCCGCUGCUAGCUUCAGUAGCCUGAUGGCCCGCUGCUAGCUUCAGUAGCCUGAUGGCCUGCUGCUAGCUUCAGUAGCCUGAUGGCCUGCUGCUAGCUUCAGUAGCCUGAUGGCCUGCUGCUAGCUUCAGUAGCCUGAUGGCCUGCUGCUAGCUUCAGUAGCCUGAUAGCCUGCUGCUAGCUUCAGUAGCCUGAUAGCCUGCUGCUAGCUUCAGUAGCCUGAUAGCCUGCUGCUAGCUUCAGUAGCCUGAUAGCCUGCUGCUAGCUUUCACUGUGAAACAGUGGUUGACUUACCACGGAUACCAGGAUUCUGGUUUAAAAAAAACAACUGAUGAAAGUUGAUUCAAGGCUUCAAGGCUUCAGUAAUGACUAAGGCUUUAAGGCUUGCCCAGUGUUCACGAGUGACACAUUGUGUUACAGUAGGAACAGUAUGCCUGUGGACAAAUAAACCUUAUUUAACAGAGCGCCUAUGACCCAUCUGCAAUGUUGUGUUGUCCACAACCCUUUAAUUGUUAAAGGUCUGUACCAAAAUAUAUUAACUGUCGUGGAAAUAUCGGGAACUAAUUGUCCACAGGGCAGGUAUAAUGGGCAACAACUUCAGAUGGGUUCCAUGUGAAUUUAGCCACACUCCUAAUAAUCAUUUGGCUGUUUGUCCAAACAUCGUUUCCUUUGUGAGUCAAUCUGUGUAGGAGAACAAGACAAAGCAUAUGUAUCUGUUGUAUGGGAAAUGCAAUGUUUUAACUCAUCUUCUUUGGCAAAGGUCAAUAGUUCAGAUUGGUUUUAGUCUCUCUCUCUCUCUCUGGGGUACCCGUUAGUCAUUCUCUGAAGUUAUUCCAUUUUCCUAUUCCCAUGAGGAUGAAUAGGAUGUCGAAAAUGUGGAUUAGCUAGCGAGACGUUGGAACAAAAGAGGUCUGUUUGUGAAAUAGUACCAUGGAGAAAUAGGAUUUAUUGGCUUCUAAUUGGUCGCCUGUUUAGAAGGAGAGACUUGUCUGGUAACUGCCGUCUCUCCUGGAUGACUAAAACUACCCAGACUGAACGAUGCGUUCACCAGUGACUUCCGUCUGGGUUAAACGGGUGGUAUCUCUACCCUGUUUUUAAUAAAAGCGACGUUAAGUCUCUUGCUUCUUGAAAAACCUUUUUUGGGUCAUGCAUGUUCAAAUAAUCGUUCUCUCUCUCUCACGGUGUAUUUGUAGCCUGAGUGCCAGUCAGUUUCUGCUAUCGUACCGACUCAUUGUCACGCCAAACACAUUUAACCGCAAAUGGAGUUGACGAGAGCACAAAGGGAUCUCGGGAGAAACCAGGCUAUUCGUGUCAAAUGCUCGUCUUUUAACUCUGUUUUUGAUGUGACGUUUCUCUAUUCUGGAAUAAAGACAUUUUAAAGUCA
Molecule: messenger RNA, 2095 nt
Organism: Oncorhynchus mykiss (rainbow trout)
Lineage: Eukaryota; Metazoa; Chordata; Actinopteri; Salmoniformes; Salmonidae
Gene: bloc1s1
Product: biogenesis of lysosomal organelles complex 1 subunit 1
Biological process (GO): endosomal transport
Cellular component (GO): BLOC-1 complex
Source: RefSeq, a predicted model, not a curated record